Messenger RNA from Hevea brasiliensis (rubber tree), 2969 nucleotides. RefSeq names its product golgin candidate 1. The record is from RefSeq and is a predicted model, not a curated record. NCBI's taxonomy places the organism in Eukaryota, Viridiplantae, Streptophyta, Magnoliopsida, Malpighiales, Euphorbiaceae. Gene Ontology annotation, cellular component: Golgi membrane; Golgi cisterna. The transcript is spliced from 20 exons. Gene Ontology annotation, biological process: Golgi organization; retrograde transport, vesicle recycling within Golgi. The coding region runs from base 239 to 2398 and encodes 719 amino acids.
AACCCCCCUCAAAUUUCUUAAAUUUUCCUAAUGACACCUUAACUAACUUCUCUUCGUUCUAGCAUUAAUCUGUUUGCAUUUCUUCAAGAAUUUCACUUAAUCAAUUUCCAUCUUGCACUUGGACCAGCCAUUCCAUAACUUAUCAUCCAAAUCCCCAACAAAAACGCUCUUUAGUGCAUGGAAGCUCCACCGAUCCAAAUAUAGGGAUUUUCUUUUUAUUGGAGAUUUUUUUUAAUAAAUGGCUUCGUGGCUCAAAGCCGCAGAAGAUUUGUUUGAGGUUGUAGACCGAAGGGCAAAGUUGGUUGUUAGUGAAUUGUCAGAUGAGCAUGCUGAUUCUCAGUCACCAGCUUCUAAUGGGCAAGGGUCUCAACCCAGGAGGGCAAAGUCUAAGACAAGGGCUCGAAAGAGGCUAUCCACAAAUGAAUCCUAUCAAGCAAGUAACACUACAGGGGAGUUGUCUAAUACACAAACUUCAAAAUUAGAUGUGAUAUCUGAUAUAGAUAGGAAUACUCUUUCUGUUGAAAAUGAUGCUACCCCCUCUAGCCAGUCGAUACUCCAAACACUCACUGAACAGCAACAGAAUACCGACAGAGGUGUCUCUAGCAUUGCAUCAUCAGAAAGACUAGCAAAUGAAGUUGUUAAGGAUAAUGCUUAUCAUGUAGAAGUACCGGUGACUGCUGCUGAUGCUGAGGCUGCAACAUCAACUUCAAAUGGUGAGCUUCUCAAUGAGAAGGAUUCUGAUGUUCCCGUAGAACUUGUUCCUUCCCCAUUACCUGCCAAAGAAAUAGAGAUUCUCAAUGAAGAUCACCAAGACCAUCCAUUUGAUGCUGACAUCAAGCUAAGGGAUGCUGUUGUUUCUUCAAAUAUUGACCAAGAGAGAUCUCAGUUAGCAAUUACUGAUCCUCCUGUUAAUGGUGAAACUUCAGUAAAAGGUGCAGAUCUUAGGGCUGAGCCUCUGGUUGAUCAACAGAACCACCAGCAGCAGAGUAAAGCUGAUACAUCACUCAUGAAAAUACAGGACCAACUUGAUGAGGCUCAAGGACUGCUUAAGACUGCAAUUUCCACUGGCCAGUCAAAAGAGGCAAGGUUAGCACGGGUUUGUGCUGGACUUUCAACCCGCCUUCAAGAAUACAAAUCUGAAAAUGCACAGCUGGAGGAACUUCUCAUUGCAGAGAGGGAGCUGAGUAGAUCAUAUGAGGCUCGUAUAAAGCAGCUACAGCAAAAUUUGUCUACAUCUAAAAGUGAAAUGACAAGAGUAGAGUCAAAUAUGGCUGAGGCUUUGGCUGCAAAAAAUUCUGAAAUUGAGGCCCUUGUUAACUCUAUGGACACACUCAAGAAACAGGCUACUUUGUCUGAAGGAAAUCUGGCUUCAAUGCAGGCAAACAUGGAGUCUAUUAUGAGAAACAGAGAACUCACAGAGACAAGGAUGAUGCAGGCAGUUAGGGAGGAGCUGGCCUCCACAGAACGAAGAGCAGAAGAAGAACGUGCAGCACAUAAUGCUACCAAAAUGGCAGCAAUGGAAAGGGAAGUGGAAUUGGAACAUAGAGCUGUUGAGGCGUCCACAGCCCUUGCUAGGGUCCAGAGAAUUGCUGAUGAGAGAACAACAAAGGCAGCAGAACUUGAGCAGAAAGUGGCACUGCUUGAGGUUGAGUGUGCAUCAUUAAAUCAAGAGCUGCAAGAUAUGGAAGCCCGUGCUCGUCGCAGUCAAAAGAAGUCCCCAGAAGAGGCAAAUCAAGUGAUUCAGAUGCAGGCAUGGCAGGAAGAAGUGGAGCGUGCACGUCAAGGUCAGAGAGAUGCUGAGAGCAAGCUUUCUUCUAUGGAGGCCGAAGUGCAAAAAAUGAGGGUUGAAAUGUCUGCCAUGAAGAGGGAUGCUGAGCACUAUUCACGUCAGGAGCACAUGGAGCUGGAGAAGCGCUACCGUGAAUUAACUGAUUUGUUGUACUACAAGCAAACACAGUUAGAAGCCAUGGCUAGUGAAAAAGCUGCUGCAGAGUUUCAGUUGGAGAAGGAGGUGAAGCGUCUUCAAGAAGCACAGGUUGAAGCAGAAAGGGGUAGAGUUUCCCGUCAUGCAUCCUCGUCUUGGGACGAAGAUUCUGAAAUGAAGUCACUUGAGUAUGCUGUUUCAAUUCCAACUAAGCCUCUUCCCUUGCAUCACCGUCAUAUGGCAGCAGCAACCAUGCAGUUGCAGAAGGCAGCAAAGCUAUUGGAUUCAGGGGCUGCCAGAGCCACAAGAUUUUUAUGGCGGUACCCAACAGCUCGACUUAUCCUUCUUUUCUAUCUGGUAUUUGUACACCUCUUCUUGAUGUAUUUAUUGCAUCGCCUUCAGGAACAAGCGGACAAUCUUUCUGCUAGAGAAGUUGCAGAGUCUAUGGGUCUUGCCAACCCAACUUUACCAUGAUUGAGGAAGUUGCUCCUAAUCGAAAAGCUUAUGCUGUGUUUUUGUCUGCAAAUUGUGGCUUGUGAAUAUCCAGCAAAUAAUAUGCAAUACACCCAAAGGAAAGUGAAAACUCUUUGCUGUUUGCUUUUUAUACAAAUCAUUUGACGAAAUUGUUGAUCCCAGAGAAAUUGGUGCAAGUUAGAAGUAUCAUAUUACUUGAUGUAAAGACAAAAAUUCGAACGUGCAUGCAAAUAUGCUGUGUUAUUUCCAUAGUCAGUUUUGGUGUGCCUUUCAAAAAUUAAAAUGAAGUUACAAUGGGGGGCCACCAUUUUGUAGAUCCAGAAGUUUCUUCAUGAAUGGAAUAUUCUUUUACUUGUAAUGGUCGAUUUCAGGCACUAAGAUUGAUCAGUUCUUUUAUUGUGGAUUUGUUCGCAAUACUGACUUGGCGUCAACUUCUGAAUCUUGAGAAUAUUUGUACAUUUGAUAGAUGAAUAUUGCUGUGGCUGGGUAGCAUCAUUACGUUGUAUUAUUAAAUGAUUAGAAAUUGGCCUAAUUGCCAAAAAAAUAGAACGAUUUCUAUUUUGAUUUUUGA